UUUCCAGCAACGGAGGAUAUCAAAAAUAAACCCCCUCAUGUCCAGGGAAGAGCAGAAAGUAUAAAUACCUCCGAUAUGUCCAGACUGCAGCGGUGCUGGUGAGGGAUACAAGAGGACUUUGCUUGCUUAGAGAAGUAGAAACGACAGCUCAGACAGACUGAAAUUAAAUAGCAGACACACUUUGACCAAGACUGGCUCCACAGCACUGGAAAAUCACUUUUGUGAAGAUAUCCUUCCUUCUGGAGAAGGCGCGACAUUUACCAAAGAUAAAGGAAAUAUAUUUUAUAAAAGUCUUUCUUUUUACAACUCUUGAGUGCAGCUUCUUCUGCAGAAGAUGUGUGCCACUGUGCGUUUUGUCUUUUCACUCCUGUGCGUCAACGCGGCACGAGCCACUCCAUUUGAAUCAGAGGAUGUUGUACCUGUUCGGAUAAAUGGAAGAAUCAGCGGCCGCUUUUGGAAAAGAAGCGAGGAGCAACCGAGGUUUGUCCUCAGUGCAUUUGGCAAGGACUUGACUCUAAACCUCAUACCAGAUACCAGCUUUAUCGCGCCGUCCUUCACCAUACAGCGCAUCAAAUCCAAGGAUGUUGGCGCUUUACGCAGCGUCUCAGGUGCCCAAUCUGCCCUGGCCGAGGGUCUCCGGGAACUUAUGAACCAGACAGUGGAGAGUGAAGGGCAGCUGAGGAGCUGCUUUUACUCGGGGAAUGUGGAUCAAGAUCAGAACUCCGUUGUGGCUGUCAGUUUGUGCUCCGGCAUAUUUGGCUCCUUCAUUACUGAAGGCAAAGAGUAUUUAAUUGAGCCCAAACUUCGCGGCGGUCUGGGGCCAGACUCUGCCGAGCAGCUGCAUGUCAUCAAGAGGAGGACAUUCACGAAAAGCCACGGUGUUCCACUCCUGUUUGAUCAAGCGGCGGCGGACAGCCGAGCCGAGAAGCGCAAUGGGGAAAGUUUUACGCACGGCCACAGUGACGCACAGAGGGAACCUCGCCGGAGACGGUUCGUUUCCGCGCCACGGUUCAUAGAAACGCUGGUGGUGGCAGACUCAACCAUGACCCACUUCUAUGGAGAUGAAACACAGCACUACAUUCUCACCCUCAUGUCGAUGGCUGCCCAGCUUUACAAACACCCCAGCAUAAAGAACUCAGUGAACAUGGUAGUGGUGAAGAUGCUGACGGUGGAGGACGAGGAGGUCGGACCGGAGGUCUCCAGUAACGGAGGUGUGGCUCUGAGAAACUUCUGCUCUUGGCAGCAACUCUUCAACCCACCGAGCCAGAGGCAUCCAGAGCACUACGACACUGCCAUGCUGUUCACUAGAGAGGACAUCUGUGGACAGAAGAGCUGCGACACGCUGGGCGUGGCCGAUGUUGGGACGAUGUGCGACCCUAAGAGAAGCUGUUCAGUUAUUGAGGACAACGGCUUGCAAGCUGCCUUCACAGCUGCACACGAGCUCGGUCAUGUGUUGAGUAUGCCUCAUGAUGACUCCAAGACAUGUGAGAGGCUGUUUGGGGAUCUGGGAGGACAUUACCUGAUGGCUCCUCUGUUUGUCAGCCUCAACAAGACUGCUCCUUGGUCUCCCUGCAGCGCUCUCUACGUCACUGAAUUCUUUGACAAUGGGCAUGGAGACUGCCUGCUGGAUGUCCCAGAGAGCACCAUGCCUUUACCAAGAGAACUGCCAGGCACCAAGUACAGUCUGGACCAACAGUGCCAGCAGAUUUUUGGAGAAGAGUUCAUCCACUGCCCCAACACCUCAGACAGUGAUAUCUGCAGCCAGCUGUGGUGUCAUGAGGAUGGGACGCCACAGUGCUCCACCAAGAACGGCAGCUUGCCCUGGGCUGAUGGUACUCCCUGCAGCCCCAAUGGGACCUGCCUUAAUGGAGCAUGCAUGUCAACCCUGGAGGUGAUGCAGCCAUUGAUGGUUGUGGACGGCGGCUGGAGCUCCUGGGGUCCAUGGCAGCAGUGCUCCAGGAGUUGUGGAGGUGGGGUGGAGUUCUCCUAUAGGGAGUGCACUGACCCUGUGCCUCAGAACGGAGGGAAGUACUGUGAAGGACAGAGGGUUCAGUACCAGUCCUGCAACAUAGAGCCGUGUGACAACAAUGAAGGUAAAAGUUUCAGAGAGGAGCAGUGUGAGAAAUACAACAGCCCCAACUACCUGGACCACAAUGGGAACAUAAAACAGUGGAUACCGAAGUAUGCUGGUGUUUCUCCCAGAGACAGGUGUAAGCUGUUCUGCAGAGCCAGAGGCAGCAGUGAAUUCAAGGUGUUUGAAUCCAAGGUGACUGAUGGGACGACCUGUGGUCCUGACACCACAUCAGUGUGUGUCCAAGGCCAGUGUGUGAAGGCCGGCUGCGACCAGGUGAUCGGAUCCAACAAGAGGGUGGAUAAGUGUGGAGUGUGUGGAGGAAAUGGACUCACCUGCAGAAAGAUCACUGGCUCCUACAACAAAGCAACCUUUGGAUACAAUGAUAUUGUCACAAUUCCCAUUGGUGCGACUAACAUUGACAUCAAACAGCGGAGCCACAGAGGAAUCAAACAUGAUGGGAACUACCUGGCUAUAAAGAGAGAGAGUGGUAGCUACAUCCUCAAUGGUAACUUCUCUGUAUCCACGGUGGAGCAAGACAUUCCAGUGCUGGGUGCUAUCCUGAAGUAUAGCGGCUCCUCCACCACGUUAGAGAGAAUCCAGAGCUUCAGGCAGCUGAAGGAGGCCAUCACCAUCCAACUCCUGGCCACUGCAGGGGAUGACAACCCUCCCAAAGUCAAAUAUACCUUUUUCAUCCCCAGAGAUGUGACCUUCAACAAAUCAAAGGAGAAGAAGGGCUUAUCUCUGUCGUUGCAUAUGAUCCAUCAGUUUGAUGUGCCUGACUGGGUACUAGGAGAGUGGUCUGAGUGCUCCAAGAGCUGUGGCUCCGGGUGGUCCAGGAGGAAUGUUGAAUGCCGAGACAACGAAGGAUUUCUCUCCAGCCUGUGCGACAAAGAUCUGAAGCCCAUGGACAUCAGGCCUUGCGGGGAUCUGCCAUGCCCCAUAUGGCAGAUGGGACCGUGGUCAGCCUGCUCACGAACUUGUGGCCAGGGAGAGCGCCGCCGCAGCAUCUUCUGCAUAGACUACACUGGGAAGACUGUUGAACCAGAGAAGUGUGAUCCGAACAAAGUCCCAGAGCCAGUCUCUGGAGAAUGUUUCAACCAGGACUGCUUAUGAAGAACAUGAGUACAGUGAACUUUCACUUUUUGGUCUGUGUGCACUUACCAGGCAUGGAUGGAUUACUGAAUGGGUACACCAGGUUUGGACCCAAGGGCAAAAUAUCUACAGAAAACAAGCAAACAAACUACAAAAAAAGCACACAAAAAGGUGCAAAAUAAUUACAACACUCUAAAGACUACAAAGAGGUGCCAAGUCAUCACAACGUCAUACAAAAUUACCAGGCGACACAAAAUUACUCAAUUCUGUGUCUCAACAAUUCUUAAAAUUGUAGUUUAUCUGCAAAAUGUAAUGUAGCACAUCUCAGUGGUCUUUUUGUGCCCACUGUGAGAUGGGGUCUUUUAUAUGUCUGUUUCCCAGGACCCUUUUUCUCAUAAUCCAUCCAUGUUGCCAUCUGGUUGCAUCAAGUCACAUUAAGGGCUUUUGCCGGAAUAUUGCUUUGUCAUCUUUUGUUGACAUUUGACAACCACUAUUGAGAUUUGAAACAAAGAAAAUCUACCUCAGAAUGUACACGUGAUGUUAUGUAUACAUGCUAGAUGAAGGUGCGGUGAAUGUUUUCUCCAGAAUGAGAAGCUUUCGAGUCCCACUUAAAUAGAAUCUAACUUUUUGGAUGAAAUUUGAUAUAAUCUGCACUUCCUGAGUUAGCAGUCACUUAUUGUGGGUCUAGAACAAUGGCAUUAAAUCUGCUGUCAAACACCAGCACAGUGUAUAUAUACCUCUAACUGUCCUCCACAGAACUCAACCCUCUAUAAAGCUUUGAUCGAGCCAUUUACCUAUUAUUGAGGUAAGUACUUACGAUUGAGGCAUCGGGAUUUUAAGCCUCAGAGAAAUGUGCUCCUGUCCUGUGUGACUGCUUCUCCUUUCCACACAUAUACUAAUGUGAUUUGCAUUAAAUGCUUGUGAUAACAAUGUCAUGCUUUUAUCAUGGAGAUUGGCAUUGUUAAGCUGUGGGCAAACCAUUCACUGACACUUUGUUUGGCAAUAUUUAAACUUUAUAUUGUGGCAAACAGAUUGUUUCAAUACUGCACUACACGUAGAAUUUAAAGAAUCUUACAGAAUUUGAGUUUACACAUUGUGUAAAAUUGUUUAGCCUAGAUAAUGACUGGUCAUUCCUGGCCAGAAAAACCCAUGACAGAAAAUUCCCCUCUGCCCUGUAGAUUGAUUUUAGCCUUUUCUGAGGUGCAUUACAAUGCAGUUGAGAUUAUCAGUGGUGCAAACAACACGUUUGCUUGGAGAUAUUACUAAGUUAAAUGAUAAGCAUAUUAUCUAUCUUGUAUAUGAAAAUAACAAUAAUUUUAUUCAUUUUCAGACUUUUUUGUUAAAGCAUCAUAUGCAAACGCUCACAAUGGUUUUCAGACUCUUGUAUGUAUAUUUGAUUUCUUCAUUCCUGUUGUUAAUUUACAGUAUGUUAUAAAACAAGAGAUGGAGCAUUAGGCCUAUAUCCCUUCAGUGAAGGACCAUACUAUUUUAUUAUUGCAGCUUCCUUUUUAAGCUAUUUAUUUUUGUAAAGUUUUUACCUUGGACAUGUAAUUAACAUGGCAGAUGCUGCUGUCUUUGAGAUUUUUGUCUAUAAAACGGUCAAAUAAACACAUUUAUGUCAA
Amphiprion ocellaris (clown anemonefish) is the source of this 4788-nucleotide messenger RNA. Its product is annotated as A disintegrin and metalloproteinase with thrombospondin motifs 8. The record is from RefSeq and is a predicted model, not a curated record. Gene Ontology annotation, molecular function: metalloendopeptidase activity; zinc ion binding. Gene Ontology annotation, biological process: extracellular matrix organization; proteolysis. NCBI's taxonomy places the organism in Eukaryota, Metazoa, Chordata, Actinopteri, Pomacentridae. The transcript has 9 exons. Bases 335 to 3187 code for a protein of 950 amino acids.